AGAUGGAGCCCACAGCCUAUCCUCUGAAUCUGACUCUGAAAGAAGAAGAAGAGGAAGAAGAGAUUCAGAGCCGGGAAUUGGAGGAUGGCCCCACAGAUAUGCAGAAAGUCCGGAUCUGCUCAGAAGGCGGCUGGGUGCCGGCCCUAUUUGAUGAGGUGGCCAUAUAUUUUUCCGAUGAGGAGUGGGAAGUGUUGACGGAGCAACAAAAGGCCCUCUACCGGGAAGUCAUGAGGAUGAAUUAUGAGACUGUCCUCUCCCUGGAAUUCCCAUUCCCUAAGCCAAACAUGAUUACCCGUUUGGAAGGGGAGGAGUCUCAGAAUUCCGACGAAUGGCAGCUCCAAGGAGGAUCCUUAGCAGACAAUGAAGACACUGACGUGAAGCCUCCAGAUUGGGCGGGUCCGAUGAGCAACCCCUCGCAGCUCCCUCAGCCUCAGCAUUUUGAUGGCUUUGGCUUCCGCCUGCCUCGGGACAUCACAGAGCUGCCUGAGUGGGGUGAGGGGUACCCCUUCUACGUGGCCAUGGGCUUCCCUGGAUAUGACCUCUCAGCUGAAGACCUGGCUGGGAAGUUUCAGUUCAGCAGAGGGAUGCGCCGUAGCUAUGACGCGGGCUUCAAGCUGAUGGUGGUGGAAUACGCCGAGAGCACUAACAACUGCCAGGCUGCCAAGCAGUUUGGGGUGCUGGAGAAAAACGUGCGGGACUGGCGCAAAGUGAAGCCGCAGCUGCAGAAUGCCCAUGCCAUGCGGAGGGCCUUCCGAGGCCCCAAGAAUGGGCGGUUUGCUCUGGUGGACCAGCGUGUGGCCGAGUAUGUCAGAUACAUGCAGGCCAAAGGGGACCCGAUCACCAGGGAGGCCAUGCAGCUGAAAGCGCUGGAAAUUGCCCAGGAAAUGAACAUUCCGGAAAAAGGCUUCAAGGCAAGCUUGGGUUGGUGUCGGAGAAUGAUGCGAAGGUACGACCUGUCCCUGCGGCAUAAGGUGCCCGUCCCCCAGCAGCUACCUGAAGACUUGACGGAGAAACUGGUCACUUACCAGCGGAGUGUACUGGCCCUGCGCAGGGCGCACGACUACCAGGUGGCUCAGAUGGGCAAUGCCGACGAGACCCCGAUUUGUUUAGAGGUGCCGUCAAGGGUGACUGUUGACAACCAGGGGGAAAAGCCUGUCUUGGUCAAGACGCCAGGCAGGGAGAAACUGAAAAUCACAGCCAUGCUGGGGGUCCUGGCAGAUGGGAGGAAAUUACCUCCGUACAUCAUCUUGAGGGGCACGUAUAUCCCCCCGGGGAAGUUCCCCAGUGGGAUGGAAAUCCGCUGCCAUCGGUAUGGCUGGAUGACCGAGGACCUGAUGCAGGACUGGUUGGAGGUGGUGUGGAGGCGGAGGACUGGCGCCGUGCCCAAACAGCGAGGGAUGCUGAUCUUGAACGGGUUCCGGGGUCACACCACAGAUUCUGUGAAGAACUCCAUGGAAAGCAUGAACACGGACAUGGUCAUCAUCCCGGGGGGCCUGACCUCGCAGCUCCAGGUGCUGGAUGUGGUGGUCUACAAGCCGCUGAAUGACAGUGUGCGGGCUCAGUACUCCAACUGGCUGCUGGCCGGCAACCUGGCGCUGAGCCCCACCGGGAACGCCAAGAAGCCGCCCCUGGGGCUCUUCUUGGAAUGGGUCAUGGUUGCAUGGAACAGCAUCUCCAGUGAGUCCAUUGUCCAGGGGUUCAAGAAGUGCCACAUCUCCAGCAACUUGGAAGAUGAAGAUGAUGUCCUAUGGGAAAUCGAGAGUGAGCUGCCAGGAGGAGGGGAACCACACAAAGAGUGUGACCCUGAAGGCUUGAUGGAGAGCAACUGAGAUGCGUUGAGCAAGUGGAACUGUGUUGGAAACAGUUGAAGAGCAAAAUCUUCGAGAUGAUUCCUGGAAGUGUGGGCGCACAGGGACAGCAGGAGAAGCCAUGGGCUUAGAAGAGCCCGCAUCUGGAUGCGUGGGUGUCUGUCUGCACCCCACUCUGGGACACAGCUGUUGCACCUCAUGUCCAUGAGGGUCAGAAAAGUCUGGGACGCUUGGUUUCAUCACAGGCUUGAUUGCCCUACUUCUUGUUCUAGAGAUGACCCUAGAAGAAACCUGUAAAUAUGAAUGAACAAAGGUGUUUUCUGGAGAAGAGACCAUUUGUCCAACAUCAACAAGGGAUUCAUCAUGGGCACUGCUCCGCCAGUGUCCUUUCUAUGGAGAAAACCUCAAGUCAGUUUUUCUUCUGCCUUUAAAAUUGCUUCCAAGAAUAGAGCCUGUCCCCACACAGGUCUGCAUAGAAGGCUUUGUAGAAAUGUGUCAUUUAUAUAUACCUGUUACUUACACAUUUCCUCUUUUGGAAAAACGAGACACUAAUGAUAACAAAAUUCAGACAUACUGGCCCUGUGCCAGCAGAUGGCUUUUCUAUAGACAAACUGGGUUGGUACGGGAAGAUAAGGGGUCAAAAUAAACUCUGCUGUUUUAUUUAUCUUCCCAAUCUGGUUGGCAGCUAGACUUUUUUAGGGUCUCAUUUAAUGACCUUAUUUUUCACUAUUCUAUGUAAUCA
Molecule: messenger RNA, 2550 nt
Organism: Condylura cristata (star-nosed mole)
Lineage: Eukaryota; Metazoa; Chordata; Mammalia; Eulipotyphla; Talpidae
Gene: POGK
Product: pogo transposable element with KRAB domain
Exons: 5
Coding region: 3-1829 (608 amino acids)
Biological process (GO): regulation of DNA-templated transcription
Cellular component (GO): nucleus
Molecular function (GO): DNA binding
Source: RefSeq, a predicted model, not a curated record